AUGGCAAAAUUUUGGCGCAGCCAUCGAAUUACAAUAUGUCUUCUCUUAUGUCUGCUUUUACUUGGUGGAGACUCUUUGGAUAUUUCUUCAAAUACAGGUGAUAAAGAUCAACCAAUUCUAUCUGUAGACGCAUUUUUUGAUAAACUGGAUACCAUAAACGAUCUUAACCAGUUGGUAAAAAUUCUGGGUACUUGCGAAAGGUUGCAACAGUUGAAAUUUGUGCGGGAACAAUUAAACCUUCGAUCGGACCAGCAGCAGUUAGUCGAUCAGGAACACCAAGAGCUUAUAAUAAAACUGUACCGACAACUGUUUGGUUUAAGUAGCUCUUACAAUCUCAAAAAAGACCUAACCGCGUCGAAAACUAUCAAUUCGCUCUUACAAAAAUUCACACCUGACGAACUUCUCGAUCAAUUUCAGAACCAUUUACCAUCACCAAAUGACAUAAUUGCUCCACGAAGAUCGAGUUACCGCGAACGUCUGGCUGGAUUUGCCACUUUUACAAAUAUCAUUUGGGCCAUUUCCAUAUUCUUGCUCGUAUCUUCCAUAGCUUCAUUAUUCAUCGCACUUAACCUUUUUGCAUUAAUACAAAAAAUUAUACUCUGGGUCCCAAUCGCUUUCUGGGAGUUUUUGGCACACACAACCUGUUUUUCGAUAAUUUAUUAUGCAGGAAGUUACGACAUUAAUACCUCACACCGAAAUUAUAUCACGUUAACCGGUUGUCUCCUGUGGUAUCCAGCAUGGUUGUGGUUUUUCUCGCGCCGAGAAUCAAUCUUACGUCAAAAUUCACCAGAAAAUUACACGAUAAAAGUCCUCAUUGUAAUAUAUGUCAUUGUCGCAAUACAAUAUCAAAGUCAUGUGAUAGGCACGUUAGCGGUCUAUGUUAUGUUAGCCUCACUUGGGUUCUCAGGACAUGUAUACAGAACGGUGGCAUACAUCGGAUUCGAUUCAACGAAUGCGCUGAUUCGCUGUAAAUUUUUUACCAGUGUACUUCUCCUGGUAUACUCGGUACCUAUCUACAUACUCAACAUCGACAUCUCCAAUACAAAAUGGUUAGCGCCUUUCGAGACAGGCGUAUUUUUUUGGUGUACGUUUGCGUACCAUACCGCGUUAUUGAUAGAUAGCGUUAGGUACACUGGAUGGAAUCUCCUUUUGGAGAUUUUUUCGUUUGCGUUUACGUUAUGGUAUGGUACCGUGUAUAACGUACAGCAAAUGAAAAGUAUUGGCGGGGCAUUUUUGGUCUUUUGGUUCUUUGCUCAAAUGGGUAGAAUUGAUUGGAAAAAUGUUAGAAUAAUUUCCGUCAUAUUAUUACUUAGUGUUGUGCUAUGGCAACUUUGUUAUGUGAUUCAAUCAUACCCCGAUUUCUUUUCUAAUCUAUUUUCGCAAAAAUAA
This is a messenger RNA of Entrophospora sp. SA101, 1389 nucleotides long. The record is from the annotation of a GenBank genome assembly. Lineage: Eukaryota; Fungi; Glomeromycota; Glomeromycetes; Entrophosporales; Entrophosporaceae.